UGGCUCCGGAUCUCGCAGGAAGAAGGUGAGGCAGCACUGCACUUGAAAAAGCUCGUGGUAUACCCUCGUGGAUCAACCGUAGAUCCAUUCUAGUUCCCUUCGACAGCAUUCAUUUGACCAAGCAUAGUAAUAAUGGCUGACCCGGAGAAGGCAGUAGCAACAUCGGCCACCGAGGAGGAGAUGUCCGAGGAAGAGAUGGAGGAGGAGGAGGGAGGAGAGCGUAAGGAGUUGGUAGACAAGCUCAUGAAGGACCCUCAGGUGCUGGCUGCCCUCCAGACCAAACUUCGUCGUUUCCUUGGAACCCAUUCUGGUUACAUCAGUUCUCUCCCAGUUGCUGUAAAGAAACGCAUUAAGGCAUUGAAGAAGCUACAGCUCCAGUACACAGACCUAGAAGCUGACUUCUACAAAGAAGUCCAUGCGCUAGAGGUUAAAUAUGACAAACUUCACCAAGCUCUAUAUGAAAAACGUAAACUUGUAGUCAAUGCCGAAUACGAACCAAAUGAAGAAGAAUGUGACUUCCCCUCGGAUGACGAAGAGGAUGAGAAGGAUUUGUGUAAAGACAUGGAAGACAAGGCUAAGAUUGAUGGAAAAGGCAAUGCUGAUGAAAAGGAUGACACAAAGUUGCACGACUUCGAUGAAAACACAAAGGGCAUUCCUGAGUUCUGGCUGACGAUCUUCAAAAAUGUUGACCUUCUCUCAGAAAUGGUCCAGGAUUAUGAUGAACCCAUUUUGAAGCAUUUAAAUGAUAUCCAGCUUAAGUUCCACGAUCAACCCAUGGGCUUCACUUUAGAAUUCUACUUCUCAGAAAAUGAAUUCUUCACAAACAAAGUUCUAACAAAGUACUAUGAAAUGAAGUGUGCGCCAGACAAGGAAGACCCCUUCAGCUUUGAAGGACCUGAAAUCUUUAAGUGCAAGGGUUGUACCAUAGACUGGAAGAAGGGCAAGAACGUUACAGUAAAAACCAUCAAGAAGAAGCAGAAGCACAAGUCACGAGGAGCUGUUAGGACAAUAACUAAGACUGUACAGAAUGACUCAUUUUUCAACUUCUUCAAUCCACCACCAGUUCCUGAGGAUACUGAUGAAGAGAUGGAUGAGGACACCCAGGCUCUCUUGACAGCAGACUUUGAGAUUGGUCAUUACAUCAGGGAGCGUAUUGUUCCACGAGCUGUGCUCUUCUUCACUGGAGAAGCCCUUGAUGAUGAAGACUUUGAAGAGGAAGAGGGCGAGGAAGGUGAAGAAGGUGAAGAGGAUGAGGAGGAAGAUGACCCAGAUUAUGAUCCAUCUAAAGACAAGUCUGCUAAGGAUCAGCAAGCUGAAUGUAAACAGCAGUGACCUCCCUCUACAAAAUAGGUCUCUCUUCAGUGACGUGUAAAGGCAGCAUCUGGGGUCUUGCCAGUUAGAUUUCUGUGAUGUGGGGAAAACUUUAUUUUCUGGAUUUCAAGAUUACAAGUAGUUUUUCUUUACAAUUGUGCAUACAAUCGUAGGUGUGCCAGAUUGUUAACCAGAGUGCUAUAUCUGUUCUGUUCAUGGCAGGCCAGAACUUAAGGAAAUCUAUGUAUUUUCGAAAUUGUUUAGCUGUUCAUAGUUUUCUUGUUCAACAGUGGUGUUGCCCUACAUAAUGUAGUGCAUAAACUGUCAAGAUUGUCUACUACAGUGGCCCUACCCCAGAUUUCUUUGUAGCACCCAGUGUAUGAUACUAGCAAAAUGUAACUUGAGCAGUCAUGACAAUGGUUGUCAUCUUCAGAGGUGGUUUGGUUAAUUUGUUAAGAGAUUUAUUGUAAGCUUGAAAGUAUGUACAAUAUAGUAACUGUAAAUGACAACCGUUGCUUUAUGGAGGCUCGGUACUCUUGACUAGAUUAACAUACUCUGGACAAACCUGCCUAAAUACCUGUCAGUUCAUUAUAGAACCAGCAUGCUAGGUUCUAUAAGGUUCAUCCAUAAGGGUACUAAGUUCUCUUCAUUGUGAUAUAAUGCAUAUAAAAAUUGUGCACUUUCUUUCUGCAGUCUAUGUUGGUUAUUAGAGAACCCCUUUUUGUACCAAUGUCAUUGCAUUAUACCAAGCUUGAGAUCUGAUGCAUGGCUGUUGACUACACAUCUCUAGCAUUUCUCAAAAAGAUUUCUAAAUGUGGAACACAACAGCCAUGAAGUCGAGGAGGAUGUCGAUGCUGUUGGGUGAUGAUGGAGCUGUUGCAUUUUAUCUCUAGGAGAAUAACAAAUUGUUGAAAAGGAAACGAAUCUUUCAUUGCCUGUUACAAAAUUGCCCAUAUAGGGAAGAGAUGGAUACUUAUUGUACCCAGUCUGCUUGGUAAAUAAUUGUAAUAGCUUUGUUACCACAGCUGCUAAUAUAUAUGCUCUUUUUCA
Messenger RNA from Penaeus vannamei (Pacific white shrimp), 2361 nucleotides. It is a transcript of the gene Nap1, whose product is annotated as Nucleosome assembly protein 1. Gene Ontology annotation, cellular component: chromatin; nucleus. The record is from RefSeq and is a predicted model, not a curated record. Gene Ontology annotation, molecular function: chromatin binding; histone binding. Lineage: Eukaryota; Metazoa; Arthropoda; Malacostraca; Decapoda; Penaeidae. Gene Ontology annotation, biological process: nucleosome assembly.